CCUGAAUGCGUCUCAGCAUUACGUAUUGCCAUUAGCGGAAGGUAUGUUCCAUAUUAGCUAAAGAACAACAAAGCACUUGAAUAUCAGCGUAGAGUUGUAAUAUGUUUUGUGCUUGUGCUGCUGAAAACAAAUACAAUCAAUAAAGUAAGCUCAUUCUUUAGUGGCGGAAACUUCAGGCUCUUUUCGGCGCGCUGUAAGUGCCGCAGGCGGUCAGCGGGCGUCAUCGUUCCUCUGUUGUUGUGGCGGCGCAAACCGGGGAAGCGACCAAUGAGUCAGCUGCUGAUGGGGGGUUAAUUUUACCUAACGAAACCUAUAUAUAUAUCGAUAACAGCCCACUGAAAACAUCUACAACUGACAUCUGCUUGCAUUGACGACGUUUUUCGAGGUGAGAAUGGCAGUUCCGGUAGCUGCAUUACCACUGAGCACAUCUUCCAACCCGGGUCUCCUGGAGCACAACAUUCACAUCAGCGACAGAGAUUUGGAGAGGAUUGCAAGUGACAAUGAAAACGACACUCUGCCUUUACAUUCACCGUGGACUUUCUGGCUUGAUAGAUCUCUGCCUGGGACUACAGCAGCUGAAUGCGAGUCAAACCUAAAGAAAAUCUACACAGUGGAGACUGUCCAGAACUUUUGGAGAGUUUACAACAACAUACCCGGCGUCUCCAGCCUGCCGCUGAGAUGUAGCUAUCACCUGAUGAGAGGAGAGAGAAAGCCUCUCUGGGAAGAAGAGAGCAAUGCUAAAGGUGGUGUUUGGAAAAUGAAAGUGCCCAAAGAAUCCACAUCUGCUGUGUGGAAGGAGUUGCUGUUGGCGACGAUUGGAGAACAAUUCAGUGAUUAUUGUGCCUCAGAUGAUGAAGUGGUCGGCGUGAGCGUCAGUGUAAGAGACAGAGAAGAUGUCUUUCAAGUGUGGAACGGAAACGCAUCCUGUGCUACUGAAUCAAACAUCUUAGGGAGGAUCAAUGAGCUCCUUCCACAAAUACCCUUUAAAGCUGUGUUUUACAAACCACAUGAGGAGCACCAUGCAUUUGAGGGAGGUCGAUCAAGACAUUAGCACGCCCCCCACAUCAGAAUCCUUUAGAUGUACAUGUUAAUUGCUCAUUUUGGAUAAUGUUUUGGCAUAUUUGAUGCGGUUGAGUUAAUAGUUGCUUUAUGUGUCAUCUUAAUUACCUCAAAAUGUAGCCAAUGUAUCAUGAAUCUUAGUCAGUGGGAUUUCCCUUCUUUGAGCACUGCUGUCAUCUAUCACGAUAUGUUUAAUGCUUUUAUUUUCCUUAUAAGGUAAAACCGUACAAGUUUGAUUUUAUCUAUGGCAGUGUUUGUAUGUUUUUAUACUGAAAAGUUUUGCAAAACCAAAAACGGCAGAUCAUGUACAGUAAGGUUUUUUUUAGAUGUAUUAUAACAUAUUUUGGCUAGCUUCCUGAGCACAGGCAUAGUUUGGUCUUCAGAUGAAAUCCAGUUUUUGGAUCAAGGAGGAGGCAACGUUCCACAAAGCGAACCUGUAUCUUCACUAUACAUAGCGCUUUUUUCUAGUCACCUCUCUUCUGUGUUUUGUAUGUUACAGCCAAAACACUGCUGCCUAUAAUAGACAACAUAAAUGUUUAGUAUGCUGUCAUGCUAGUAUUUGAGCAGAAAAUUGCACAUUUGUUUUAUAUUCCUUUCUUUCGGAUAUGAGUGCAUUGUGAGAAAAGCUAUGUUCACAUGACAACAGAAAGACCGCAGUGCACACACAAAAAAAAUCAAAGGUAGAUGCUGAGAAAUAUAUGCAAUCAUUUUUACUCUGUAAAGUGUGUAGUGUCAUGGUUGUCAUUUGUUUAAGCUCUGCCCUAAAUCAAGCACUUUGUUUUCUUACAGUUUGUGUAAGUCAUCAGAUAGUCCUACCAGGAUUUUAUAUGGAGUUAUGAGGACUGAGACCAAAUCUAGUUUGGUUUUAAGUCACAUGUUUUCGAUAGAAUUAACUGUUUCUGUUCACAUAGCUGAAGUGUAGGUGACGAGGUUCAAAUUCUAUGUUUUUUUAAAUGUAUUCAAUUAACUUGUGUUCAAAUUAAAUUUGUGACACCCACCAUUUGUUGAAAAUACAGACCAAUGGAGGAAUUAUGAAAAUCAAAGCCCUCCAAAAAGUCACAUUACUAAUUCAGUGUGAUUCAAAUCCAACUUUGAAGUUGUUGCACUUCAUUCAAAAUACAUGUAUCAAGAAUUAAGAAAUGAGCCAUUUUACAUCUCACCUAUGGCACUUUUAUAGUCAGUUUGAGUAAGUGUAAAGCAGAGCAGAUUAUCUUGAAUACGAGCAGCAUUAUACUUAGUCCUCAUGUCUUUUCUUUGUAGUUAUUAACUAUACUUGGUAACCCACAGCAAGCCUAUUUAUGCUUUAGCGGAUUCACAGGAUGACUUGCUGAAAUUUCUGAAUUUUAACCUUUUAUGUUCUGUUUAUCGUGUAACAAGCACAUUCUGUUGAGUAACAGAAUCUCAAUACUUUUUACCAUUGCACAUAAAAAGUUGACCGCUAACUUCAGAUCCCAGACUUUGUAUCUGAUUGUUGAUCUUGGAUGGUGCCUUGUGUUCACCAGCAGUUUAGAAUGUCCCCUCUGUUCAGCAUGUUGGACUUGUAAAUACUCAUGUUUAUUAGUUUUACACAUGUUUGAGAAAUAAAGACACUUAAACUUUCA
Molecule: messenger RNA, 2660 nt
Organism: Notolabrus celidotus (New Zealand spotty)
Lineage: Eukaryota; Metazoa; Chordata; Actinopteri; Labriformes; Labridae
Gene: eif4e3
Product: eukaryotic translation initiation factor 4E family member 3
Exons: 7
Coding region: 392-1051 (219 amino acids)
Biological process (GO): translational initiation
Cellular component (GO): eukaryotic translation initiation factor 4F complex
Molecular function (GO): RNA 7-methylguanosine cap binding; translation initiation factor activity
Source: RefSeq, a predicted model, not a curated record